This is a messenger RNA of Dichotomopilus funicola, 648 nucleotides long. RefSeq lists its product as uncharacterized. NCBI's taxonomy places the organism in Eukaryota, Fungi, Ascomycota, Sordariomycetes, Sordariales, Chaetomiaceae. The transcript has a single exon. The coding region runs from base 1 to 648 and encodes 215 amino acids. The record is from RefSeq and is a predicted model, not a curated record.
AUGCUCCCACACUACCGCCUACCUCUUCCCCUCUUCCUCCUCUUUCUAGUUACCCUCACCUCCCUAACCCCCCUAACCCACGCCGCCGAGUCCCUUCCCGCCGGCGUCGACAUCACAGAAGACACCCCCGGCCAAGUAACCAUCAACGGCGACCCGACAGGCAACACGACCCUCGGCCCGCAUAUCCCUAUAACGGCGACCCUUUUCUCUGGCGUCCCCGGGCCAUCGGCCUGUCGCGGGCAUGUUAUUUUGCAUCUUGCGCUUGGUUCCCUGACUACCGGUGGUAGCAGUCCGGAUGGAGGAGGGCAGGGGGAAGCGACGGCGCCACAGGCAGAGACCUGCUACGACCUCUCUGGUACUUCUUCUUCCUCCGGCGGAGGCGGCGCGGGCUGUGGGGUAUUCACAGCGAGUAAAGAAGCCGGGUGCGAAGCGCGAUUGUUUGCCGAGCCGCGGUGUAGGGUGUAUGUUAACACGGCGGUGUUUAUUCAGGAGGAGAGGGCGGUGGGCGGACGGUGGCGGAGUUUGGGGGUGCGGUGUGGAGUGCCGGCGCCGGAUGAGGCGAGUUUGGGGAAGCCGCCUUUGGCGGGGUUGAUGAGUUCGGCGAUGGUGGUGAAGAAGCCUGGGAGGGUGAGGAGGAGGGGAGGUUGA